GCAUUCCAGCCUACACACCGAACCGCAAUGGCGUUACUACUUGAAGAACUUCUUACAGAUAUAGGAAAAUAUCUCACAUGUUCAAUAUGCCUUGACAUUUUCACUGAUCCAGUGACUUUAACUUGUGGCCACAGUUAUUGCAUGAAAUGUUUAGAGGAUUGUCUACGUGGAAGAGCGAAGACGAAGAAGGAUUGUCCCGAUUGCAGAGGAAGAAUUCGACCAGGUUUUAAACUGUAUAAAAAUGUUACACUUUGUAACAUCGUGGAUGUUCAUUACGACCAUAAACGUUUUGCAUCCACUGAAGAAUUUACAAAAGGACAUGAAAUGGAAGCAGACUUUAAUAAGGAUAAAGCUGAAGAAUGUGUGGCCUCACACUCACAACAGACUGAUAUCAACAGACCAUCUGAGCUUGGAAGUACUAUACAACAGCAACAGAUGGAGGACCCUGCUGUUAUAAAUGACACAAGCUCAGAAGUGACAGAUGACCGGUGUCCUGAUGUAACAGCCUCCCAUGAUGGCCGGGUUCAGGAGUUGCCCAUCUCCCCUCCCUCAAAUGACAGAUACAGUGCUGAAGCAGACUUUGCCCCUCCACCCCAUCCCCUGCCUGGCGCCAGCUUCUCCUGGCUCACCUUCAACCCAGCCCAGGGCCACAGGUGCCUGACCUUUCUACCCAAUGAGCACAAAGUGGUGACCAAGAGGACGUCCUCUGCGUGUCACGACGGCCGCUUUGACAUCAGCCAGUGGAUGGCGGAGCAGGAGUUCAGUGAAGGCUGUCACUAUUGGGAUGUAGAUACGUCGGCGAGCGUGGGCUGGGCUGUCGGGGUUUCCUACCCCAGCAUUGGCCGCAGAGAUCAGCUGGGUCGCACAGCCAACUCCUGGUGCCUGGAGUGGAGCAGGGACAAGCUGUGCUACUGGCACGAUAACAUAGGGGUGUUUAUCAAACAUGGCUGCCCCAGUAUCGUUAGACUGGCUCUGGAUGUGACGAAUGGGACCUUGUCGUUUUAUAGCCUGUCUAACAGUCAGACUCUGCUGCAUUGUGUGGAGGAGGGAUUCACAGAGCCAGUGAGGCCAGUGUUCUGGCUGUUUGGGCUGAAGCUUAACAAUGCUCUGUCCUUUCCUCCUUGGGUGUCAUAAGGUGAUGUGAGGAUGGGGACAACAUAAAGAGUUGUCUGUUUAUCAAUGAGAUAAAUAAAAUGAAAUAAUUGGUAAUGAAUAUAUUUAGGACAAUUUUCCUAUUAGAUGUCAAAAUAAAAUGACUAUCACCUA
Oncorhynchus masou masou (cherry salmon) is the source of this 1266-nucleotide messenger RNA. Its product is annotated as E3 ubiquitin-protein ligase TRIM65-like. The record is from RefSeq and is a predicted model, not a curated record. The coding region runs from base 28 to 1134 and encodes 368 amino acids. Gene Ontology annotation, molecular function: protein binding. The transcript has 4 exons. Lineage: Eukaryota; Metazoa; Chordata; Actinopteri; Salmoniformes; Salmonidae.